Schistocerca gregaria is the source of this 5611-nucleotide messenger RNA. RefSeq lists its product as uncharacterized. The transcript has 2 exons. NCBI's taxonomy places the organism in Eukaryota, Metazoa, Arthropoda, Insecta, Orthoptera, Acrididae. Gene Ontology annotation, biological process: neuron development; heterophilic cell-cell adhesion. The coding region runs from base 2050 to 5490 and encodes 1146 amino acids. Gene Ontology annotation, cellular component: neuron projection. Gene Ontology annotation, molecular function: cell adhesion molecule binding; protein heterodimerization activity; protein homodimerization activity. The record is from RefSeq and is a predicted model, not a curated record.
CCAUCAUAUUCCGGACUUCGAAAGCGCCACCUGGAUCUUAACAAUGACUCGUCCGCACCUCAUGGCAAUGAAAAAGAAACUCACAAUAAUUCAAAUUCAGAAUGCCACAAAGACGUCCCUGGCAACUUCUGCGGCGCUUCCCCUUACAUGCCGGCCGCUGAAUGACCCUGUUUUAGUCUGCAUUGGGUCGUUCAAGGCCGUAAAGAGCAUGUUGAUCGCAUGGUCCGUCGACACAACCGUAUUUGGUUCGGCGGCCCGACCUGCUGAUCAGCAACUUCUUCCGGUGGCUUUCUUCGCCGUGCUCCCGUUUCUACGACCCAGCGCUGCACUACCUCGUCAACACGCUGAUCAAAAAGGUGUACCUACUGCUACUACCGGAAUUGCAAAGUCUGGGCUGUAGAGUUCUUUGCGCAUCCCUUCAUAAGAUCAUCUUGGCGAGCGACAAGCUGUCCCGUCAUGAAGUUUUUGUUUACUACGAGUUUCUGAAAAAGGCGUUCAAGCGGAAUCGGGAAAUUUUUCGGUACAUCGAAUUCGAGCUCGUUCGUCUUACGACAUCUUCUUGUUCAAAGACUUCCACAAUUUUGUGGGCAUAUCUGCUGCAGAAGACGCCGGGGAUGACACGAGCGACGCGCGGACCGCCGAGUUAGCUGGCUCCGCGAGAGGCGAAAGUCUCAAUCGAACUGACAGCUGCAAUCAAAGUCCAUCAUCGCCCGGAAUUUUGUCAAAUCAGACACCUCAAGAAUUUGUCGCGACAGCGGCUCAUUCGUCCGCAGGCGACGAAGACGAGCCGACAAAAAAGGCGGCCAGUAACCCAAUCCACCGAGGCCCUCGAUCGACUGACACCUAUUUUCUGUCUGCACCUCGCUGAGCUGUUUCCUCAACCUGUCAAAGAGCACUUGACGUCCCUUCUUUGGCUCUUUAUUCUCGAGCUUUUCAAGCAAAAAAGGUCCAUGCUUCGCGCGGCAAAGCUGAGUUCGAACGCGUUCUUGGCGGAAGCCAGACGGCUGAGGUUCGCCCAAGAGGACGACGUGGAAGAGAGAGCUCAGUCGACAGAUCUGAUCACCGAGUACUAUUCUUCCGUCGACCCGAGUUAUGAGAAUUUUGAGAAACAGCAAGAAUUGUCCAAAAAAUUCGAGGUGUUUCAGCCUACAUCGUCUUGCACAGAGCAGCAAUUAACAUCGGUGCUCGCUGAGAAUUUGUUUCGAAUCACGCAAGACAUUCAACAUUUGGUUGACGAAUCGAGCGAGGAGUGGCCGAAGCACCGACUUCUCUCAUUUCUCGCGACUGCCAGCGACGUGUCACACGUACGCUCGAAAAAUCACCUGGCUUUGGAAUUUGUGAAGGUAGCGUGCUACUUUUUGGCGCUCAAGCGCUCUAUUCAAGUCCAGGUGGUCACAAUCAGGCGAGAUUUGUUUAAGCUUUUAUGUUACAAGGAAUUUGCGUACAACACUGAGUUGAAGAAUUCAGGGGAGUCGUGCGUUCUGCCCGACGUUGUCUGUGACUACUGCAAUUUUUGUCAGGACUUGGAUUUACUGCAGGACGAGAGGAUUAUGGCAGGGCGUUGGGACUGCCCGACCUGCUCUAGUCCGUACGAGAGAGGUUUCAUCGAACAACGUCUGAUAGAGACAAUUCAGCGGGAGGCGAUUGCUCAUCUGAUGCAAGAGCCGUGGUGUCGGAACUGCGCCGAGGUGAGGACGGGUCUGAUGACGACGAGGUGCGAGAGCUGUUCGGGUGAAUUGAGGUUUAGAAGGAGUUAUUCAGACCUGCAAAUUAGGCUGAGUACGUUAAGGAUGGUGGGGGAGCUGCAUUGUAUGUCGCGGCUCGUCGAUGUGGUGGUGUUCUUCGACUCGCGCCAGAAAUAGGUGUGAAUGCGAGGAAGUGAAAUUUUCUAAUUAGAGUGAUUCGUGAUGGAAAUAUACUAUCAUAGGCUUUAUAGACUUAGGGUAUAUACAGCGUCUACGAUGGGGGGGAUCAAUAAUAACCGUAUUUGGUUUUUGCAAUUAGUAAUUUAAUUUUAAAAGGGUUGAAAUUUUAUUUUCCUAUAAGGCCAUGACGUCGAGGUAUAAUCUGUAUGCCCCCUUGUCGUUGUUACUUUUAAGUUUGUUGGUGUUUGCGCUGGGGGUGGAUAUAACUCCGACACAGAGGACGCCCACGAUAUCAUCUACUUUUUAUCCUAAGGAGUUGGGAGAGCUCAUAUUUUUGCAAUUUACGUGUCUGCCCGCAGAGGACAAAAGUACUCAGUUGUGCUACGGAUCGGUGCUCGGGAACAAUGACCUGUACGGGUUCAAUUUGACGAGUUUGGUUGGGGCGGAGCAAGCUGUUGAAGGCGAGAGCGUCAAUCCUUAUUUGAGGACGAUCCGAGUGACAGCUAGUGGUAGUUACUCGUGGAGCGUGGUGCACUAUUGCGACGAGAAGAAGGUCAUAUCGUUGUACGCUCAGACCGCGGUUUACUUUUUUGACGUUACGAGUCUCAAGGAAGUGCAGCCGACCAAUGAGAGUUCUCAACAGAAGAUUUUCGAGCCGAGUUCGAGUGAGCUGGUAGAUGCAUUCGCCGGGGGAGUCGGGACGAAGCCCACGGUGGUCCGGAUGAUUUACGAUGAUGCCGGUGCCGGCGGUUCUUACUACCUGUCUAGGAUUUAUUACGACGGAGGCGGCGCGUCUUAUAUGGCGUCGUACUACGUGCUGAAGGUCAACAAGGAUGGUGAGGGUAGUGGUUCUUCGGGGUUGAAGGUAGAGACCGCGUCUGUGAAGGUAGAUAUUUUCGGGAAGGAUGGAGCCGAAGCGGCGUCGAAGGCUCGAGAUGAGGCGGCGUCUGAGGCAGGAGGAGGGGUGAAGGAGGGGGAUCGAGUGAGUGGAGAGGGAGAGUUUGCAGAGAUGGGCAAGGGCGUCGCUGACAUUACGGCGAUUGAAGAUUUUAGUUUGGUGCGACACAGCGAGUACAACUCGACGCAUUCGAUCCUCGUAUUUUACUCGCUCAAGAACAAGACGGCGCUGAUUACGAGCGUGUCCGUGGUGAGUGGGAAGUUGAGUUUCAAGCGCUUGUACGUGAUCAAGGACGUGAACAUGUUGUGGGACAUUGAGGAGAGCAAGGCGGUUUUGGACGAGGAGAGGGCGUAUUUUACGGCGGGCACGAUGGUGAGCGUUGGGGAAGAGGGCGACGAGAGCGUGGAUACGACGGGCAUAGGGUUGCUGUGCUCGCUGAACUUGAGCGCGAUGAAGGGGGAGGGAGGGUCGUUUGAGCAGGAGUUCACGUUGCCGAGGUCAGGGGCGGAAGAGGCGGUGGAGGAGUACACUGCGAGGUUGAAGGAGGCGUUGGGGGAGGGGGCGUUGUUGAAGGUGUUGCCGAUAGGGCAGGUGGGAGAGGGCCAGGUGCCGCACGCGGUGAUUUCGGUGGAGCCGGUGGGGGGUCAGGUGUUCACGAUUACGGUGCCCGACGUGCACGGGGUGCAGAUGCUCCCGACGUUGUACGGGUACAACGUGGAGACGUUGGAGUUGGCGACGGCGAGUUAUUUGGGGGAAGCGGGGAGUCAGUUGGACGCGCCCUUGGCGAUAUUUUACGGGUACAAGGACGGUGACGUGUUGAACCGGUUGGCGAUUUUGAAGUCCGCCGCGGCGUACGUGUUCGAGGGAAUUCCGAGCGCGUGUCCGCAGGACUGCUACAUUAACGAUGGGUACGGGAAAUGCCUUAGGGGCGUUUGCCAGUGCAACGGGAACAGCACGGGCGAGGACUGUUCGUUGAAGAAGUGCACGGUGGAGUGCGGGGAGAGUGAAGGUCGGGGAGAGUGCGACUUGAGGCUUGGGAUUUGCAAGUGCGACAGGAACUACACGGGGACCAGCUGCGAGACCAGACAGUGCCCGAACGCGUGCAACAACAACGGGAAUUGCAGCGAAAGUCCGGAUUACCAGUGCACGUGCGACGUGUUGUGGGCGGGGGACGAUUGCGGCACCGACGCGAGGAACGCGUGCGAGAUAUACACGGACAAGGAUUCGUGUAUAUUGAGGGCGAGGGCGUGCGGAUGGUGCGGGGACAACGACAUUUGCGUGCGCGGGGACCACGAGAUGCCGAACGACGGCUAUUGCAGCAACUGGGAGGUGGAGUACGCGAUGGAGGAGAUAUUGAAGGUGGUGGUGAUUGUGUUGAUUGUGUUGAUUGCGUGCUUUUUCCUGCUGGACUUGUUUUCGAUCGUGGGUUUGGACUACGUGACGGCGGCGAUUCUGCAGAGUCCGGAGACGUUGUUGACGUCGGAGUUCCUGAAGGAGGCGUACUGGAGGGACGAGCGGUCGGCCAAGAUGUGGAAGUUGUUUGAUUGCCUGCAGCAGUUGUGCUUGGUUUUGUUGGUCAACGCGGUGUUUCCGACGGUGUGGGUGCAGUUGUCUCGCUACUUCCAGGUGGUGAUUUUCUUCUUGCCGAGCCUGCUCCCGCCCUUCCAGGAGCCGGUGGUUUUGCAGAAGGCGCCUGACGGGAGCGACGCUUCCGCGGUCGCGCAGGCGAUUUCGUUGGUGUCUCUGCAGCUGGGCAACUCUGGUCGAGUGAGCCCCGGGAACAUUUUCCCCGUGACGAUCAUUUCGUUCAUCAUAGUGCUCGCGAUAUGCUUGCUGGUCUACUUCCUGUACGCGUUGUUGAUGUGGGUGAUGCUGAAGUCGAAGGAGCCCAACAUUUUUUCGGUGUUGUUCGGCCGAUUUUUCCAUUUCCUGACUCGAAUCGUGAUUCUCGCGUACAUGCCGCUCGUCGCCAUCUCGUGCUUCGCGAUGGUCCACAACUACAACGCCGGCACGACGGCGGCCGCGGUCGUGGUGUUCGUCGUGGUGGGCCUGCUGGUGCCGUUCUUCAACUGGUUCAUCGUGCGCGGCAAGGGCAAGCACCUGCUGUUCCUGCACCUGAAGAUCCGGUUUGGCGCACUGUACUCGAGCUACCACUACCAGAAGGCGAUGUUCAACUUGGUCUAUCUGGGCCGCAAGCUGUUGGUGGCGGCGCUGAUCGGCUUCAUGGCGUCCGAGUCGCUGACCCCCAGCAGCGGGCUGCUGACGGCCGAGCUGAUCCUCCUGAUCCUGGUGCACGUGAUCUACCUCGUGGCCCUGGGCGCGAUUCGCCCCUACCUGGAUCCGGUGCACUUCGUCCUCGACAUCCUGCUGAACGUGCUGAGCGCCGUGUUCUUCGGCUCGGUGUUCAUGCUGCGCGACCAGACGUCGUACCGCGGGAUCAUCCUGCCCGGUGUCUGCGUGACGCUACAGAUCGUGAGCUGUCUGGUCGCGUACCUGAUCACCUGGACCAACAUCAUCACGUCGCCGAUCACGUUCCCGUGGAUCAUCUUCGGGCCGAAGUACAGCGGGGAGUUCUACCCGACCAACACCGACGAGAUGAAGGUGCUGAGCCGACAGGAGGCCAAGGAACAGCGCUCGACGCUGAACAGCACGCUCCCCGGUGCGAGUCAGGACAGAAGGAAGCAAGUGGAGACGAACCUCGACGACUCGCUGCAAUCCUCCGACUAGGAACGCCACACUCGCGUCUCUCUGUGAGAAGGCGGCGCGCGUCCGGCGCAAGGCCGCCACCUCGUAAGAAAUAGAUGUCGUUCCAUCCCUUUUGAUACGAAACGCGCGAUUAAGGGCUGUU